GGUAAAAUUUUCAGAGGAGGAGUCCAGCAAUGGUCUAUACAUAAUGAAUUCAUAUUUCAAGUUAAAGGGGAGUAAGGAGCAUGAAGAUAAAUGGUCAGCAGAAGCUUCUGAUGAGGAUUCAGAUCAGUAUUCGGGUGAUAUAGAAUCCGAGCAAGCUCAGGGUGAUGAAGAAGAUGAUGACAUGGCAACAGAUCUACGUGUUCCAGAGACAGAGCUAGAAGAUGAGGCAAGAGAAAUAGACACGAGGACACACUUGUCAGUUGACAGCUCAGCAAAAAUGUCGAUGAAUCACCAAAAUAAUCAAAAAGGUCUUGCCGAAGGGAUAGAAGAUGAGGCUUCAGUGACAGGGGGACCAGAUGAAUGUUUUCAAAAAGCAAACGAGGUUACAACGGGUGGGAAGGAAGGCUCAACAAGAAAACAUUUAAUGAUUGCUGGGCUCGAGGAAGAGAGGAGCGGAAAGGGAGCAGAGUUGGAUGUCAGCGAGGAAAACAUCGGGAACAGGGAGUUUUUCAAAAAGGGGGCAGAGGAGGAAGCUUCACAAGAAAGCAGAUCAGAGCUCGCAUCGGACAAGACUACAGUUGCUGAAGAGAGGCAAAGGAAAGAGGGAGAAGAAAUUGAGCCGAUUGGGCCGGCAAAGAAAUUGAAUUCGGAGGAUGGGAGAAACGGGCCUAAUGAAGAUGGGCCAUACUAUGAAGAAUUAAACUCAUUAUCUUUGGGUAAUGUUACUGGGCCAAUCAAUGAAGAUCCAAACCCAACUUCUUUGAGAAAGCCCUCCAAAAUGGUAAAAAAGGCAGCUUCCCACGUGAUGACCGAAAAGGAAGACAGCUUCUGGAAAGAUAUGGCCGACGAUGCAGGGGAGAUGCCGAACUGGACCAAAAAGGGGGAGGAAAAAAAGAAGAAACAGUAGAAAUGAAGAGUGAAGACCUGC
Messenger RNA from Rubroshorea leprosula, 928 nucleotides. Lineage: Eukaryota; Viridiplantae; Streptophyta; Magnoliopsida; Malvales; Dipterocarpaceae. The record is from the annotation of a GenBank genome assembly.